Mytilus californianus (California mussel) is the source of this 1817-nucleotide messenger RNA. RefSeq lists its product as uncharacterized. NCBI's taxonomy places the organism in Eukaryota, Metazoa, Mollusca, Bivalvia, Mytilida, Mytilidae. Gene Ontology annotation, cellular component: membrane. The transcript is spliced from 5 exons. The record is from RefSeq and is a predicted model, not a curated record. Gene Ontology annotation, molecular function: wide pore channel activity. Bases 167 to 1096 code for a protein of 309 amino acids.
UGAAUACUUAAAGAGUGGUAAAUACAGAAUACUUAGCAGUGCCCAUUAAGAUAUCGACGAACAGAAAUCAUCCAUGAAAUUCCUACGCAUUCAGUGCGGGAAAUCUAAUUGUAUCAGAAACUUUAUAGCAUGAACAUUGGAACAUGUAAAUCAAAUUGAAAUAGAUAUGCGUGUAUCAAUUAACUUCGGGAUAUUAUUUACUUUCACAACGAAUGUUAUAGCAUUAAUGAUAGAUGAAAAAUUUAUCAAACAGGCAACAGAAAGUGGUCACGAUUGCGAAAAUUUUCUUGUAAAUAGUUUGACUACUAGAUCGAAACUUUCAUGUGCAGAAAAAUGCGCAUCUCGAGAGGACGAGUGUUUUUCGUUUUCACACAAUUUACAAACGCGGAAGUGUCGACUGUUCAGUAACGUAAUUUCGGAUGUAACAACAUGUGUCAGUUCGCCGAAUACAAUUGUGUACAGGCGCAAAGUCAACAACGAAUUAUGGCCAAGAGGAUCAUUUGGACUUAUGGGAACUACAACCGGAUGUCCUGCUCCUACGUGGAGUACAGGCCGAAUCACUCAAGACACCGAAGGAUCAAAUGUUCUAUCAGCUGUAACAAAUGCAGUUCAUUUAAAAGGAUCAAUUACAACAUCUGAAAUAACGACAGAGUUCUGUAUGAAGCAAGGGGGAGCUGUAACAGAACAACCUUCAUGGCCCAUGGGAUCAUAUUGUAUUUUAAAAUCUGGAGAUUGUCCUUCGGGAUUUUCCUCUGGAUACAUAACUUGGGACGACGAAGAUGUGACGAACAGUAAUUCGGCUGUUGGUGCCUUACCAGAUGGUGAAUUCACCAACGAUCUCACCACAAUCUUCUAUUGUUGCAGAAACGACAGUUCAACAACUUCUCCUAUGGUAUUACCUACAGCGGCUCCGUUUGUAUUGUUAAAGAAAGGAGCGACGUGUCAAUCCGUCAAUGGUAUGUCUGUUGUUGAGGAAUGGGUCUUCUGGGAGACAGAAGGUACUAAUAAUAAUGAUGCUUAUGAAGGAUCGUACCCAAGUAUGGAAAGAAUCACACCAGAUAUAGGAAUCAAGCUUUUCUAUUGUUACUACAGCUGAAAACUGUCGUCAGGAUGCAAUCGAUCAUUGAAAUUUAGUUUAGAUCAGGUGUCUUUUUCUGAGCAUCCCUUCUGGCAUGUUGCAAAAAUACUUUUGUGGUCAAAAAUAUUUUACCAAGUAACAUUCAUUAUACAACAAAAUCAUCUGAAACUAGAAAAAAAAAUAUGGAUUAAACUAUCAAAAAAUGAUGUGUUGUUAAGUGUUUUAAAAAUUUACAGAAAAAAAAAUCUUUUUGGAUUCAAGGGCAGAAAAUCAUACUAAAUUCGAUAGGAAAAUUUGAGCUAUAUGGAUUUUUCAAGAAAGUAAGGCCAGUGACCCCCAAAAUUUGAAAGUAUACUGACCCAGAAGUCUUUUACAGAAGUUUAAGAAAAUUGUAUCGUCGAACAUUUUGACACCCCAGCUUCAUUAACUGACCGUUUUGUGUAUUAUUUCAUGGUUUAAUGUUGCGUGGUUUUGCAGAGAAGCAAUCGUAUACUUCAUAUAAUAGCUGUAUUGGUAAAGUACAAAAUGACUUUCCUUUACACUAUGUACUUAUAUAAAUGCCUGUACCAAUAUAAAAAUGAGGAGAUAAGGUACGAUUCCAAGUCAGGAAUUGAACUUGUUUCGUUGGUAAAUAGCGUUUGAUUUUGUCAGUUUUGUAAGGACUUCCAUUUUUGAAUUUGCCUUGAAGUUUGGUAAUUUUGUUAUACUUUUUACUAACUUUUAGUAAUGAAAGAGAAUA